CAGUUGUACAAUCGGUACCACGUGACCGUUUUCCUGGCUCGCGGUUGUGGCACAAAUCGUGAUUUUUUUCGAGGCUCUUUCUCUAUGGACUAUAACGGGGAAAAACGGACAAAGACGCAUAUUUACGAAUCUUAAAAUUGGAUGUGUUAAAUUGUUUUGUUCUGGGGGUUCUUUCGGCAACUGAGGAGCCGCUUUCAUAGGAGCUGCCGUUUAGUUUUUACUACGGGGUUUGUUUACCACAUUUCAACUUGGUUGAGCCGUCGGAGAUGAGUGGUCCCGAGGUAGUGAAGACGCCGGGGGGUGGGGCUCCGGGGAAGGAAGGCAAGGAGCCUGUAGCAAAUGGGCAUCCAGGAGAGGGGGAUCAGGGAGGAGACGAUCCCUUUGCUGAGUACAUGUGGAUGGAGAACGAGGAUGUUUACAACAGACAGGUUGAAGAGGAGUUGUUGGAGCAGGAGUUCUUGGAGCGUUGUUUCCAGGAGAUGUUGGAUGAGGAGGACCAGGAUUGGUUCAUUCCGGCCAGGGACCUCCCCUCGGGGGUGGGUCAGAUCCAGCAGCAGCUUAACGGCCUGUCAGUCAGCGAUGGAGGAAACGCAGAGGAGAUGGCGAGGAAGAGCAACUUGAACCCCGAUGCGAAGGAGUUCAUUCCAGGAGUGAAAUACUAGGAGUCCCCCUCACCCCCAGGGAGCGCCCACGCACACACAAGCACGAUCUCACACACCCUCGCAGAGACUCUGGCGGCCUCGUCCGGAACACACACACACACACACACACCGAACAACACACACAGGUCCAGGGCGUGUAGGUAGAAACCCAUAGGAGGGUGGGGGGGACUUUUAUUUUGAUUUUCUGUUUGUUUGGUGGUUAACUAAGGGACAGGGUGGGGGGUGUCAGUAUGAAUAAAACCCUAUCGAGGGAGCUGCUGCUCCAUGUACACUGUAAAGGUAGUGUCUCAAAUUGCACGCUAUUCCCUAUGUAGUGCACUACUUUUGACCAGGGCCCAUGGGCUUGAGUCCAUAGGGAACAGGGUACCUUUUCGGAUGCACACCGAGACGUACAUAUACAGAGUAACGAGAAACUCUGAGAUUUACCGACCUUUUUCACGGUUGCCAUGUUGGCACCUAAAAACUCCAUGAUAUUGCAACAGGCAAAUCGCAAAUGACACCCCGUUCCACCUUCAUUGUGCACUACCUGGUCCAAAGUAGUGCACUUACAUAGGAAAUAGGGUGCCAUUUUGAGAUCUGCAUUUAUACUUUUCAUGGCUGCCAUGUUUGUGCCGGAAUGUUCCACAACAUUACCAUUCUAAUUGGAAUCCAACUAAGAAUGUUCUUGUUGCUAUAGAAUGACCCGGUGCCAACAUGGAUGACAGACAGUUGUCCGUUCUAGAACUCUGUACAUCUACGUACCUCUGGUUACACUAUGACAUCAUAAUGACUCUGUUCAAUAGGUCGUUAUCAAUAAAAUGUCACAAUACAGUGCAGAGGUUUUGAAUUGCCUGCUGAGGGGGCAAGGAGACUCCUAGCUCCACUUAAACCGUUGACAACUGCGUGCCGUUUUCAAGGGAUUGUCAAACAAAUGUCAACUAUUUGGUUGUAAUAUCAUCUCCUCUUGAAGCCCAGAGUCAAAAAUACAAACGUCAGAUUAUUCCACAUUUGCCUUUAUCAUCAGUUGUAAAUGAACUGCAUACUUUCCGUGAUCAGUAAACAUCAAUCGAUCAUGGAAUUUCAGAUGCGCGACGGUAGCCUCACGAUAUAGCUCAAUAUUGACCACCAUUGAUUGGAUAUUUGAGUGAUAGAAAGGAGAGCUAUUACCUGACCAGUAUGAGUGGUUUAGGUUAAUUUCCCAUCAGUUGUGGGCUCUGCCUGUCAAGCAGCAGAAGGGGGCAUUUGCAGAUGUACUGUUGGUUGAUAAUGUUUACUUUGCUAGCUACUGGUAGAAACGUUGUACAGUAGGCUAACCAUAGUGGUAAGUAGACCUAAUGUACUUUUUUCCCAACCAACAUAGGCCUACCUAGUAACGUUAGCUAACAUUAUCCGCUUUACAACAGUGUUUUAAUCCCUAUUGCUGCUGACAGAUGUGAUAGAGAAUAAAUUGAUGUAACACGUCAAUGUGGCUAGCUAACGGCAGAUUGCCUCAAUGUGGCUAGCUAACGGCAGAUUGCGUCAAUGUGGCUAGCUAACGGCAGAUUGCGUCAAUGUGGCUAGCUAACGGCAGAUUGCGUCAAUGUGGCUAGCUAACGGCAGAUUGCGUCAAUGUGGCUAGCUAACGGCAGAUUGCGUCAAUGUGUCUAGCUAACGGCAGAUUGCCUCAAUGUGGCUAGCUAACGGCAGAUUGCCUCAAUGUGGCUAGCUAACGGCAGAUUGCCUCAAUGUGGCUAGCUAACGGCAGAUUGCCUCAAUGUGGCUAGCUAACGACAGAUUGCCUCAAUGUGGCUAGCUAACUUUCAGUGUAUAAACUAGAUUGCUAUAUCCAGAUAUUGUUUGAUUUGCUUGUCCUCUAGUGGAGGUGACCGUAGUCCAUUUUACCAAGAUGAGGACUUGUCCAUGUGAAGCUCUUUCCACAAGCCUAAUCUCUGAUGAAGCAAGCUAAAUUAUGUUGUCUGGAAAUCUAUUUUGCUACAUGCCAAAUUAAUAGGCUACUCUCACAUAUCUAAAAAAAAAUAAAAAUACAUGAUCAAUUGAUGUUUAUUGACCAUGAAAGCAUGCAGUUUACUUGCUGUAUAUCUCUUGACUGUGCUCUUCAAGAGUUGAUGAAAACAGUUAUUUAGCAAUCCCUAAAAAUGGCACAUAGUUGUCAAUGGUUUUAGCGGAGCUAGAGGUCUCCUUGCCCCCCUAGCAGCCAACUCGAACACUCUGCACUGUAUUGUGACGUUUUUAUUGAUAACCACCUACAGACCUGCCUAAAUUUCCUCUUAUGACAUCAUAAACACUCUCUGUGUAGAGCGGUUUUUAUUCCUCAUGGGUCUGGUUCCAAACCAGUUACUCCUCUCUCCUAUCCCCUAACCCCUUGUGGGUGAAAAGAUUGAGGUUCUAGCCCCCAUAUCAGAACCUGGAUCUGAAAGGUAGGUCUUGUAUGGGGAGCAUUUGAACCCUUUUGAUGGUUCUAAGUGAACAAGGGUGUAGGGUUUAGGGUAUUUUAGAGUUUGGAACGAGGCUAUUCUCUCUGGCUUGCAUCUCAAAUGGCACCCUGUUCCCCCGUACAGUGUUCUACUUUUAACCAGAACCCUACGGGCUCAGGUCAAAAGUAGUGCACUAAAUAAGGAACAGGGUCCUGUUUGGGACGCGACCUCUCAGUACUGAAAGAAUGGAAGCAUCAUGUUGAACUCUUGUUGGUUCAAUCGUGUUUAUAUAAACACCUGAUCAGGCUCUGUUUUAAAAUUUAAAUCUCAUUUAUUUUGUCUUUCGAGGAGCAAAGUUGUUUUGUCUCUCUUGGGUUGCCGUAGCCUGUGGUCAAAACGGGAAUUGGAAAUGAAUUCCAAAAUGGCACCCAUAUUCCUUCGUAUAGUGCCCUACUUUUGAUCAGGGCCCAUGGGGCUCCCAGUGGUAGUGCACCACAUGGGCAAUAGGGUGCCAUUUUGGGGUUCAUACUUGUCUGUCUUUAGCUCAGUGUCUAGGGGAGGUUCAAAUGAAUGGGCGGGACUUGAGGUCAAGUUGACUAAUCACAGGCCACGUGCACGCUGGGUCAACCAAUAAGAAUUGUCCGCCGAGUGGAUUUACAUAAAUCAUUUUCUUUUUUGUGAUUUUUGAGUUGGAAAGUCCUGACAACACAAAGUAUGAAUUUCAAUACAAAAAAAAAAAGAUUAAUAAAGAUGAAAAAAUGCA
Molecule: messenger RNA, 3818 nt
Organism: Oncorhynchus mykiss (rainbow trout)
Lineage: Eukaryota; Metazoa; Chordata; Actinopteri; Salmoniformes; Salmonidae
Product: polyadenylate-binding protein-interacting protein 2B
Biological process (GO): negative regulation of translational initiation
Cellular component (GO): cytoplasm
Molecular function (GO): mRNA regulatory element binding translation repressor activity
Source: RefSeq, a predicted model, not a curated record